AUGAGGAGGACUAGUAGUUCUUACCCAGAUCUACGGGAAUUUUCAUCAAAUUGGAGUUAUGAAGAUGAACGCUGGCGAUUCUAUGAUGAUGUACAUGUUGAUACUUAUUGGGAUUCCGAUUCGAGCCAGCUUCAUCGUCGCCGCCGGAGCUUAGAGGAAAUUGAUCGAGAAAAAGAGCAGAACACCAAGAAUAUUUAUGUUGAUACAUUUGUAAGGCGUCCGAAGGAGGUUUCAGAUACUCCGCCUCUUCCAGCAAUGCCGACGCUGCACCCAGCUCAGAAACCAGAUUCUCUUUUUUGA
Molecule: messenger RNA, 300 nt
Organism: Fraxinus pennsylvanica
Lineage: Eukaryota; Viridiplantae; Streptophyta; Magnoliopsida; Lamiales; Oleaceae
Source: the annotation of a GenBank genome assembly